Paraglomus occultum is the source of this 483-nucleotide messenger RNA. Lineage: Eukaryota; Fungi; Glomeromycota; Glomeromycetes; Paraglomerales; Paraglomeraceae. The record is from the annotation of a GenBank genome assembly.
AUGGCCAACAACUAUCUCCCGAAAUUUUCAUCGAGCUCAUUAGCUCAAAGAAUUGGCAACUCAAGGCCAACGAACACUACUAUACUGCCACCAGAGAAGAACAAGGACAAAGGCUCACGAUCUGGGCCUACUUCCACGAAAGUUCCUGUUCAAAAACGACGAAGCCAUCUGAAGAUUCCAAGCCACAUGCCACACUCUCGACGAAGGGGAAUCCAAAAGUGGCAAGAAGAAAGUAAGCCCAAUCCAGGAUAUCAAGCCCUUGGAUCCUGGAUAUACGUCGACGACGAAGAUGGAUGGGUGUUCAGAACGAUCGAACAACAGCUUAAAAAACCCACCAUCACGGAAGAGGAAGUCACCUGGGCAUACUCCGGCUCCCGAAGUGAAGAAGUCGAGAAAUACGCCCGAAGAUACCAGUACGACAACAAGAGGAAGCGGACUUCCAAUAUGUCAGUCGACGAUGGAACGAGGCUCAACACACUUUGA